AUGAGGUCAACAAAAAACGAGAAGCCACAUAAGAGACCUCAGCCGCUGAUAGCGAGCUUCUUCGGUGGCGGUCCCCCGAAACCAGCUAGAAAACCUAUGAUAACCACUCCAGAAAAAGUAGUGUUGAACAGGUGCAAUUCAAGACUCUCUGUGGUUACUUCCUCCAAGAGCGCAUUUGAUGAGUUUGGCUCCUCAGACACAUCGUUCGGUUCUCCUGAAGUGCAGAAUUUUAAAAACCCAGUGCUUUCAAAAUGGUCUAAAUCUGCUUCAGAAAACGGUCUGCCUGAACGCUCCAGGCCAAAAACAAACAUGAAGGAGGAACUGCUCGAUGCGCUUGGGCUGAAUGACAAGGAGAAUGUGGUUCCCACGAACUAUGUUGUGCUGAAAGAAGAGCAAUUGAUCGAUAUGCAUGCUUCUACCAUAAAAAAAGAAGCCAUCGCUUCUCUAAGUCAGUUUCAGGUCAAAAAAGAAGCGUCUUCUGAUACGCCUAACACUGAGGAAACAGUGACUCCGCUGAUCAAGGAGCUAGAGGAAUUGAACAGGGCGAACCCCAAUCCCAAGAAGCAAGUGAAGAUUGAAGAGCUGAAGGUCGUGAAUAAUGAUUUCGUGACAGACCGAACGCUGGAUACGAAGCAUAAUAAGGAGACCGUGGCUAAACCAAAACUUAGUCCCAUAAAAAAAGUCUCCCUUAAACGUUCGGGCUCCAGCUCACUUGAUUUUUUCAAUACAACAUUUAAGAAGCCAACUCGAAGACUACCGCCUUCUCAAUCUAUUGCAACACCUGCGUCACCCUCGAGGGUCACCAACAAGCAAGAGUUCAAUGAGGCUCAGAGAGCGAUCAUCAAUUAUGUCGUUAACAAAGAGGAAAGUGUUUUUUUCACUGGCUCUGCUGGUACGGGAAAAUCCUAUGUUCUCCGAUAUUUGGUGCAACAAUUGGUCAAGAAGCACGGUGGGCCCUCAGUAGGAGUCACUGCUUCCACCGGUAUGGCUGCUAUCAAUAUUGGAGGUGAAACCUUGCAUAAAUACUUACAUAUCGGCUUGGGAGUGCAAUCUCCCGAGGCAAUGGCCAAGAAACUUGAAAGGAUUAGGGAAGUUAAAAAUAAAUGGGACAAGUUGAAGGUUCUUAUCAUCGACGAGAUUCUGAUGAUCGACGGAAAGUUGUUUACCAACAUCAGUGAGCUCGCAAGCAUCAUGAAAAAGAAUAAAAAACCUUUUGGUGGAAUCCAGCUUGUUUGCUCCGGAGAUUUUUUUCAAUUGCCUCCUGUUUCAAGGGACAAUCGGGGCCACUUUUGUUUCCAAAGUCCAGUUUGGGCUAGCGUCAUCAAGCGUACGAUAACCCUCACAGAGAUCUUUCGUCAAAAGGGUGACACUGAGCUAAUUGACAUGCUUAACGCGUUGCGUCAGGGGGAAAUAAGUGACGACAUUAUGAUGAAAUUCAAACUGCUACUGCGAAGAAUCAAUUACAGUGAUGGUAUUGAGCCAACAGAGCUCUACCCGACGAGACAAGAAGUGAAGAGAGCCAAUGAAUCGAGAUUGCACGAACUCCCUGGUCAGGUUUACAGCUUCUUCGCAAUAGACUCACAGGUUCCACAGCUGAUCAGAUACCUAUACGACUACCUCAUGUGUGAAAAGGUAUUGGAGUUGAAGGUUGGAGCUCAAGUCAUGUGCUUGAAGAAUAAUAUCAUCCCUAAGGUCGUCAACGGAUCCAUCGGCACGGUAGUGGGCUUUGUCACAGAUCCGGUCUGGACAAAGCUCAAACUUGUGUACGGCUAUGUCAACUUUGAGAAUGCGUCCUCGGAACUCUUGAGCCUAAUUCAGCUUGUCUGUGGUAUGGUCGGGAGACCCGAAUAUACUGACGAGCAGAGGGCCAUAUACGCCAGCUUGCCUUCAAACCUUAGGACAGACUUUGCUAAAGUCGCAGCAGAGGCCAAAAAUGUUGACUCAAAGGCGGAGCGUCUACCCUUGGUGAAGUUUAGGACCUCUAAUGGAUACACAAUUGAUAUUGUUCCGCGAGUGGAAUUUACGGUUGAGCCAAAACCAAUGCAGUUGAGAAAAGACGACAAAAUGACGAGAAUACAAAUUCCCUUGACAUUAGCGUGGGCCAUGUCUAUUCACAAAUCACAGGGUCAAUCCAUAGACAGGCUCAGGAUAGAUCUAAGGCGGACCUUUGAGAAGGGCCAGGUUUACGUUGCUCUUUCAAGAGCGACUUGUAAAGAACAUUUAGAGGUGUUUAAUUUUGAUCGUCGAAAAAUUAGUGUUUCUGAAGAGGUGAAGAAAUUCUACGACCUUUUGAAAAACAGACAGAAAGGGAUAUUGGAAGUUAAUGCAGAGUUGAUGUCCUAG
Candidozyma auris is the source of this 2343-nucleotide messenger RNA. RefSeq lists its product as uncharacterized. The transcript has a single exon. Bases 1 to 2343 code for a protein of 780 amino acids. Lineage: Eukaryota; Fungi; Ascomycota; Pichiomycetes; Serinales; Metschnikowiaceae. The record is from RefSeq and is a predicted model, not a curated record. Gene Ontology annotation, molecular function: DNA helicase activity; ATP hydrolysis activity. Gene Ontology annotation, biological process: telomere maintenance; DNA repair.